GUAAGUGGUCUAAUGUUGUUAGAACAAGUCUACGUUUCAAAUCAAACGUUGCCGCUCGAUUAUGUAAAUUGCUUUUUAAACAAAUAAACGCAAAAGAGGGAGUAUAAUUUAAAUAGUUGAAUAAAGCGCGUUAUGAUUUGCUCUGAAGAGGUCAUUAGUGAACGUGCUGCUGUGUGAUCAGUUUGGUCGUUAUGCAACUAAAGAUACGUGUGUUGAGUGAUUACUUUUGUGUGCGUCCUAUUUAAGGAAAAAGUGCAAGUGCGUCAAAACAUUGGAGAACUUUUCCUUUUUUUCGGCAAUAAAAUCGUCCUUUCGUUACGUAACACUUUUCAGUGAUAUGGUUUAUAGUUUCGCGGAUAUUCAACAUGAUUCUACCUAGAAUCUGCCAACAGUUUAAUCUUUGGCAUGUUGGAAUCCGACGAAUUGCGACUUUGAAGUGCGAAUUGAGGUUGUCUUUAAAUUCCGAAACCAGAGGUUUUUUGAGAGACUCCACAUACGGCAUCAACACUAGCAUAAGAUCUUUGUCCUUGAAAUCGACCAUUUCAAGCAAUACUAUGAGAAAGAUGUCUGGGGCCGGUUGUUCAAAUGAAAAUAAUCUGAAUAGAUUAGCUUUAGAGAAAAGUCCUUAUCUUCUGCAACAUGCUACUAAUCCAGUCGAUUGGUAUCCAUGGGGUGAGGAGGCUUUUGCGAAAGCUCAGUCUGAAGACAAGCCAAUUUUUCUUUCAGUGGGCUAUUCUACGUGUCAUUGGUGUCACGUAAUGGAAAAAGAAUCUUUUGAAAAUAAAGACGUGGCUGAAAUAAUGAACGAGCACUUUGUAAACAUCAAAGUCGAUCGAGAAGAGCGACCAGAUGUGGAUAGAAUGUAUAUGGCCUUCCUACAGGCUACCAGUAAUAAUUGCGGUUGGCCAAUGUCCAUAUUCUUAACACCUACUUUGGAACCAUUGACCGGUGGAACUUAUUUUCCUCUUGAAAGCAAGGGACUGGGUAUUCCAAGUUUCCCACAACUACUCAUCAGUAUGUCUAAUAAAUGGAAAACAGAUCGGAAAGCCUUAGUUUCCUCGGGCAAAUUCAGUCUGAAAGCAUUAGAAGACCACGCAAAGAAAGGAUUGCUAUCUGCUGAUAAGUCCCAAGUAGCAGGAGAGGAUUGUUGGCACAAAUGUGCCUUGCAACUAUCCCGCUCCUACGAAGCUGAUUUCGGCGGUUUCUCCAUGGCUCCAAAGUUUCCCCAACCAACAAACUUCAACUUUCUAUUCCAUUUAUAUGAUAAAGAGAAGGACACAGAAAGAGGAUUACAGUGUCUCGAAAUGUGCUUGCAUACUUUGAAGAAAAUGGCAUAUGGUGGUAUUCACGAUCAUGUAAAUGAAGGAUUUGCGAGGUACUCAGUUGAUGAAAGAUGGCACGUGCCACAUUUUGAAAAAAUGCUCUACGAUCAAGCACAACUGACUGUGUCUUAUUGUGAUGCGUAUGUAGUCACGAAAGAUGAGUUUUUUGCAGACGUGGCAAAAGAUAUUCUUAGCUACGUUUCUAAGGAUUUAAGUCAUGAAUUGGGAGGAUUUUAUUGUGCUCAAGAUGCCGAUUCAUACCCAUAUGAAGGUGCAUUACAUAAAAUGGAAGGUGCAUUCUGCGUUUGGGAGUACGACGAAAUUCGAAAUCUUUUGGACGAAGAAACCAACGGUAUCAAACACUCAGACGUUGUAAUUUUUCACUACAAUGUGAAGGAGAAGGGAAACGUUAGUCUAGCUCAAGAUCCUCAUAAAGAACUGAAAAAUAAAAAUAUCCUGUCUUGCUUCGAUUCAUAUGAAUCAACUGCUCGCAAGUUCAACAUUUCCAUCGUUUUACUGAAGGAAAUCCUGGAAAAGUCUCAUAAAGUUUUAUAUGAAGAGCGUCAAAAACGUCCCAAGCCUGACACCGACACAAAAAUAUUAACGUCAUGGAAUGGAUUAAUGAUAUCUGGUUUUGCAAAGGCUGGAUUUGUCUUGAAAAAUCAGUCUUACAUCAACAGGGCGAUAUUGGCAGCCAAUUUUAUUAAGAAGUUUUUAUAUAGUGAAGAAGACAAAUUUCUCUUCAGAUGCUGCUAUAAAGGCGAUACGGGGCAAAUUUCACAAACAUCAAGUCCAAUAGCGGGCUUUCUGGAUGAUUAUGCGUUUCUGAUCAGAGGUUUACUCGACUUAUAUGAAUCAUCUUUAGACGCUGAUUGGUUGCAAUGGGCCGAAACAUUACAGGAAACUCAAAAUGCUCUCUUUUGGGAUGAAACGAAUGCUGGCUACUUCAGCAGUUCUUCCUUGGAUAAAAGCAUCUUGCUUCGCAGCAAAGAAGAUCAAGAUGGAGUGGAACCCUGUGGAAAUUCCGUGUCUGUUCACAAUUUAAUACGACUAUCAACUUAUUUGCACCGAAACGAUUUGCGUGAAAAGGCCGGCGAAACUUUGGCUUGCUUCUCAGAAAGAUUGAAGAUGUUUCCCAUAGCUCUGCCUGAGAUGACUUCAGCUUUGAUGUUGUAUCACAAUUUUCCGACGCAGGUGUUUAUUGCUGGUCCUACCGAGGACAACUCAACUCAAGCUUUAUUAGAUGUUGUGCGGUCUCGGUUCAUGCCAGGACGAAUUUUGGCUGUAGCUGAUGGUCCCGGAGGACGAGCGGGACUUCUUUAUAGGCGCAUCGAAACUUUGCACAGGCUAAAGCCGAUUGAGGGCAGGGCUGCAGCUUAUGUGUGCAGAAAUUUUACUUGCAGUUUACCAGUUACGGAACCCGCUGAAUUGGCCACGUCUCUAGACGAUGCCAGUAACAAGAAGAUUGCUUAAUUAAUUCGAUCAGUAAGUUUCUUACGCUGUUAUUUGUUGUUAUUUCUAGUUUUAUUUUUGCAUCAAAUAGGAUACUCGGCUGAAAUGAAAAUGCGGUAAUUUUUUAAAUUAACUAGUUAUGCAUCUUUUUGAUCCUAGUCGAUAUUGUUGUUCAUUAAAUAGAGACAAGUGUUAAAUUUCUUCUACUUGUCAUCGUUCCAAAAUGUUAGAUCUUGUUCGGUUAUCAAUUAUUUGGAUAUAUUGAAUCUCAAUUAAUGUUUUUUUCUCUGAUUCCCUACUAUGUAUAGCCAUUUCAGUUCACUCUCCGAUCGAUAAUCAAAAUAUCCUGUUAGUUAUACAAAUUGCGGCCCAAAGCGCGGAAAUGGACAUUCUUCAAGACAAUAUUUGUAUGUAUAUUAUAACAUAAAUAUUGUAAUUUUCAAUUUUCAAUUCCUAUACAUAUUGAUCAUAAAAGAAUUCGAUUGGAGGGUAGUAAAAAUAUGUGAUAUUUGUAAGGAAUAUAUUGGUCAAAUAUUUUUUAAUUAUUCUUAUUUAUGUAUGUAAAUACUUAGGUAACGCGUUGAGUAUUUGUUGAAUGAUGAAUAUGUUUGAGAGUUUUUUUUUAUAAUUAAUUCAAGUUUAUCUGUAGCUUGAAUUGUUAUUUAUGACAUUGUUGUAAAUGUUUUUUAGCUUUAGUGAUCCAUGAAGUAAAUAAAUGAAUAAAAUAGU
Molecule: messenger RNA, 3503 nt
Organism: Dendroctonus ponderosae (mountain pine beetle)
Lineage: Eukaryota; Metazoa; Arthropoda; Insecta; Coleoptera; Curculionidae
Product: spermatogenesis-associated protein 20
Exons: 9
Coding region: 366-2795 (809 amino acids)
Biological process (GO): carbohydrate metabolic process
Source: RefSeq, a predicted model, not a curated record